Messenger RNA from Phytophthora nicotianae INRA-310, 198 nucleotides. RefSeq lists its product as hypothetical. The record is from RefSeq and is a predicted model, not a curated record. The transcript has a single exon. The annotation marks the transcript as partial. Lineage: Eukaryota; Oomycota; Peronosporomycetes; Peronosporales; Peronosporaceae.
CGCGAGGACUUCGAGACCAGCGAGGAACUCGGGACGACUUGGAGUGCUGCGGUGAGUGAUUGGCGUUGGUGCGCACGGCGAGACUCCACGUGGUACGGGGUUCGAGCUGAAGUUCGCGGCCGACACAGUGAGGGGCGAGGCGGAGAGUGGCAAGGAGACAAGCGAGCGAGCUACUGGGCUCUGGACGGCGUGGAGUGA